AUGAUCCCUCCAAAGUACUGGUUCUUUGUCAAUGAGGGAAUGCUAUCUCCGGUUCCGAUAGGGCCUUGCACAUGGGAAGUGAUCGACUGGGACAGGAGCCGUUGGCUGCAGAUCCGCGGACCAAAAAACACAUUCCCCGAAGAAGAAGACUAUAUUGAGGACUUUGCGGCGCGAUAUGCCAACCAAUUAGGAGAGGAUGAGCAGACGUUGAUAUCAAACGAACAUCGAGAGCUUGUAGGCGUCUGUUCAAUGACCCGACAUGGGAGAUCAGAGAACGUCUGGAGAGAGCUGCAUAUCCUCAAGGCAUUACGGGAGAAUAGGCGAUUCAUACCUUUCCACCGUAUAGUGCUGGACGAGGUAACGCAUAACAUCCUCGGUUUUACUUCCCAGUAUAUCGCAGGCGGCACUUUAGAGCAUUAUCGCGGCACAUUCUACUUCCGCUGGCUGAAGCAGCUUACGGAUGAUGUUGAUGAUUUGAACCUGCGCUAUGGAAUCAUGCACCAGGAUCUCGCACCCAGGAAUAUCUUGAUCGACCCAGCCACCCAGGACCUGCUAGUGUUCGAUUUCGACAGAUCGGGUCAGAUAGGAGGGAGAGAUGCAAGUAAAGGCUGCGAUGACGUCGAUGCACUGGCGUUUACUAUCUACGAGACCCUAACUUUGGACGAGAGCUUCCGAGAGCGGCCACCCUGGGAGCAGGACGUUGGCCACGUGGAAAGCAUGACGGAAUGGAGAUUGCAGCUACCGUUGGAAGACGGGGUGGAUAUCUCUGUCUACCGGGGCUUUAUUGCGAAGUGGGCAAAUGAGCGGCGAACAACUAGGACAAUCAAGCACUUCUCUGAGGCGAGCGAGCCGGUUUCCUGGCCUGAAUACGCUGAAUUGGAGAUGAUUGAGGUUCCUGAUGAAGAGUACAGGACACGCAUGAGCUUUCGUCGGAAGAGAAAGGAUGUCGAGAGUGCUGGGGGGUAUGUUACGCGCUGGGAGAGGCCGCCGCAGCAAAAAGAGGUGAAAGAGCCGAAUUAG
Nannizzia gypsea CBS 118893 is the source of this 1020-nucleotide messenger RNA. RefSeq names its product serine/threonine protein kinase. The coding region runs from base 1 to 1020 and encodes 339 amino acids. NCBI's taxonomy places the organism in Eukaryota, Fungi, Ascomycota, Eurotiomycetes, Onygenales, Arthrodermataceae. Gene Ontology annotation, biological process: protein phosphorylation. The record is from RefSeq and is a predicted model, not a curated record. The transcript has 2 exons. Gene Ontology annotation, molecular function: protein kinase activity; ATP binding.